GCGGUCUUCACUAUCAAGGCUGCGGCAAUAGUUUCAUCGUCCCCAUGCCGAUAACCCCGCGUAACACCGAACAUGUAUGGAAAGUUGCUCCGUCAAUGCCUCCUCUGUGCAACGACUUCGAGACACGACAAUAGCCGCAUUCACGUGAACAAGUCCCACGGCCGAGAGCUUAUGAACAUGCAGGUAUGGCUAGUAAAGGUAUAAAAAAAAAACGCUAUGGACUUAGCGAAAGAUUCGUCGAAGCUGUUGUAACUCGACAGUUAAGUCAGACGCAUACCGUUCUGCGUCCAUCAUGGCGUCUGAACACAGUCUUCCAAAGACGAUGAAAGCACUCGUCCUAGACUCCUUCUCCCAGCCCCCAGAGAUCAAGACAGUACCGACCCCUGAGCCCACCAUUGGCUCAGCAAUCGUCCGCAUUAUCUCGGCCAACGUUUUGAGCUACAGCGGCGACGUCUACUCCGGCAAGCGUCAGUACCCGUACCCGACUCCCUUCACUCCCGGAGUAUCAGCAGUCGUACGUAUCACCGCUCUCGGCCCGGACGCCACGAAGCUCAAUGUCGGCGACCUCGCUUUUCUGGACCCGCUUGUACGCUCGCGAGAUGCGCCUGAGGAGGCUUAUCUGGCCGGCUUGCACCAAGGUAUGAGCAAGGGCAGCGCGAAGCUGGCGGCAGAUGUGUACCGUGACUGGACGUAUGCGGAGUACGCACGUGUACCGCUUGAGGUUCUCACGGCGUUUAAUGAGAAGAGGCUUACCGGCAGUCCAGCUGAGGGCGGGCUAGGCUAUGCUAUCGAUCAGCUUGCUUACAUCUCUGCUCUCGGUGUGCCUUACGGCGGGCUGCGCGAUAUUGACCUGAAAGUUGGCGAGACCAUCAUCGUAGCUCCAGCGACAGGUCCGUUUGGUGGUGCGGCAGUGCUCAUGUGUCUCGCAAUGGGUGCUCGCGUCAUAGCAUUCGGCCGUAACACGGCAGCACUCGAGGCUGUCAAGCAGCGUGUGCCGUACCCAGACCGAGUGGCGACCGUGCCUAUCACUGGCGACAUGAUGCACGAUUUGGCCGAGCUGAAAAAGGCUGCUGCAGGACCUAUUGACGCCUUCUUCGACAUUGGCCCGCCGGAAGCUAGUAAGAGUACCCAUCUUAAGUCCGCCAUUCUCGCUCUACGCCACGGGGGUAGAGUCAGCUUGAUGGGCGGGUACAAGGACGAUAUACCACUCCCGCAUAAUAAGAUCAUGCACUGGAACAUCCGAAUCUUUGGGAAAUGGAUGUAUGAGCGGAGCGACGUCACGGAUCUGGUCAGGUUGAUCGAGAGUGGGAUUCUGAAGCUGGGUAAGGACGGCGGUGUCGAGGUAGUCGGGACCUUUCCGCUGGAGGAGUGGAACGCGGCAUUCGACAUGGCGGCGGAGCAAAACACGAUGGGCAGGUUCGUGCUUAUUAAGCCCUGAUUUGAGUGAAGGGUACGCGGCGGUCUGAGGAGAAAACCGAUAGAGUCUGGAAGUGCUCCGGUCUUUCAAGCCUGUGAGGCCUGUGCCUUAAGCACCAACCUCACGAUUCAUAUCCCUAUCCCCACCAUACCCGCCAAUCUUUCUCUCCGACACCUCGU
Messenger RNA from Baudoinia panamericana UAMH 10762, 1596 nucleotides. RefSeq lists its product as uncharacterized. The record is from RefSeq and is a predicted model, not a curated record. The transcript is spliced from 4 exons. Gene Ontology annotation, molecular function: oxidoreductase activity. NCBI's taxonomy places the organism in Eukaryota, Fungi, Ascomycota, Dothideomycetes, Mycosphaerellales, Teratosphaeriaceae. The coding region runs from base 293 to 1438 and encodes 381 amino acids. Gene Ontology annotation, cellular component: mitochondrion.